Messenger RNA from Epinephelus fuscoguttatus (brown-marbled grouper), 9714 nucleotides. RefSeq names its product zinc finger protein 1035. The coding region runs from base 575 to 8989 and encodes 2804 amino acids. The transcript is spliced from 4 exons. The record is from RefSeq and is a predicted model, not a curated record. Lineage: Eukaryota; Metazoa; Chordata; Actinopteri; Perciformes; Serranidae.
UGGUUGUAAUAAGUCCGUUGUGUAACGUACGCACAAUUUCGGGCACAUUGUCUGAAAAUGCGCAAAUAGAGAUAAUGGAGGCGGAUUUGGGUCUAGCGCCACUACCAGAGGCACAACAAGCCACAUAGCCCGCGCCGUGAAGGAAAACACUUGGCUUAGGAUUCAGCUCUCUCCACUGACUCACAGUCCACAAAGAAAAAAGAUCUCCUGACGGUAUUUCCCAGGGAAGGCGGAAGCCAUCGGCAAGGAGGACAGCCGCUUUUUCCGCGUCCUGGCAGAGAAAGCCGACAUGUAAUGUCUGUGGAUGAAGUCUGUUAUUACAGUAACGUUACAUUACAGUACAGACGAUGUAGUCGGUGAACCACAAAGGAAUCUGCGGCGAAGCACACAGGAGCAACACGGAGCUGUGUUCUGGCAGCCAGGAUUGAUGUCUUUCAAGAUUUAGAGGCCAGCAGAUAUUUAACACCAGGUUCCCAUACAGAUGUAAUCCACAUCAUCCUGGAUAGUCCUAGUCCUUGUGUGACCAAGAAAAGGAUUGGACAAAAUAAGCCCUAGCUUCCAGUCCUUGCAAAGAAUGGCUCAUGGGUGGGAUUCAUACUACCAUGAUCUUCCACCUCUCUCAUCAGAUCCAAGCACUUUGAGAAGGACAUCAGAGCCAGAGGGAAGUCUUUCCCAGCAUAUAGAGAACUACAUUGGAAAUCAUGACUUCCCUGGCGCAGUGGCUUCACAUGAAGCCUCUGCAACAAACUAUUACUCAAAUCCCAGUACUGAAAAUUCCAGUUCAGACUGUCUUUAUCAAAGAUACUGCAAGGAAACAUCAUGGCAAGCUGAUGGAGAACAAAUGGAAAAAGAUUACUUGCAAAGAUGUGGAAAUAGUGACAUUUCAGAUUUUGCCACAGAUGGAUUACCAACAUCGGGAUCUUUUCCUUCAUCUUUUGCAAAUGAUUUACAAGACCUAAAGCAAGACUGUGGAAUGCUAGCUACAUCAUUUCUUGACGAUUACUCAGAUGUCAGUAGCUGCUCGGAAGCAGAUGUGGGUGAAACAAGGCCCUCUUGUAAAUUCAUGGCAAAUAAUUCAGUUCCAAAACCUAAAACUGAUUAUGUUACAAAACAUAGCUCAUCAGAAUGGCUUUUCACUGAUACUGGGAAUGUGAUGCUUCCAACUGAGAGUCUGUGUCCUAAUAAAUCAGAGACUACUGUAAUUUUGCCAACUACAUCAAAUGUGUCAGCAGGAGAAAACAUAGUUGAAUGUGCACAAGACAAGGAGGAAAGUUCAGAAAAAACUGUCACAUCCUGUGCAGGACAAGAACAGUCCUUUAGUACUUCUAACAUGGUGACAACGACAGUGAGUGAGACUGUUGGGGAUGGAAGGGAAUAUGGUAAUUGUCCAGAAAGAAGAGGAAAGGAGCAUAUGAAGAUUAAUCUCACUCAAGAAAAAAAUCCAAGCAUCUCGACAACUGGCCAUGAAAACUUGGCUGGUGAUGGAAUUGAGGAGUACCCAGAUGGCGGUGGGGAGGAGCAGGUUGCUGCAGCUGCUCCAAAUAUGACAAUAAUGGACAAUGAGGAUGGUCUCCCAGACGACCUAAGAAAGGAAAUGAAAGAAUCAUUCAACCAAGAAAAUAAGGGAUUUGAUAAUCCCAACUCCAGAGAUAGUCAAGAUGGAAAUACUAAAGAGGACAUGCAGGACAAAAGUGAAGACCUAAAAAAGGAAAGAAAACAAUCAGGUUCAUCUGAAAAAGAGACAUUUGAUGAUAAGAAGUCUCCAAAUCCCAAUUUUGGUAUUGGCCAAGAUGAAAAUCCGGAAACUGACUGCCGGGACGAUGAAAUUCAGUCAAAUACCUGUCAGUCUUCAAAUCUCCCUGGUAUAAAGGUGUCCAAUUCUAAAGCUGUCACUCAUGAACUGAGGCAAUUCACAAGUACCUCAAAGAGUAUCAGUCAGGAUCAGAAAUCAUGCUUGCGGUUAUCUGAGCACCAGUCCCAUGAAAGUGUAGCUCAGGAUAUUUGUCAGAGUACUGCUGUAAUGAGGGAUGGUGAUUUCAGCAAUGCCAAUGACAAGAAUGAGCAAAGUGUUGCAAGUCUUUCAGAAACCUGCUUACAGCCAAAGAGUUCCAGCACAUACAUGAAUACCUGUCCAGAAAAAGAAUGGACAGGUGCAGCAGAGAAGACAGAUAGUGACAAGGAUGAGCAAGGCUUUGCUAGUCAAGUAGAGUCCUGCUUACUGCCAAACAGCUCAAGCAUAGACCUGAAUUCCUGUCUAGAAAAGGAAAUGACAAGUCAACUAGAGAGGAAAACCCCAACCUCUCCUACAGAAACUGUUUGUACUGACCCUCCUGUGACUAGUGUUACGGAUGAUUUAGAGUCCUGUUCACAGUUUAACACAUCAAGCACAGACAUAAACCCCUGUCUAGAAAAAGAAUGGACAAGUUCCACAGAGAAUACAAAUGCAACCUCUUCUUCAGAUCAGCAACAGCCACUACACCAAUGUCCAGUGGCCCUACAACCAGGAGGUUUUCAUGGAGAUGUUGCUGAAGAUACAAGAGAGUCGUUAGAAAAGUUGGACACAUCGGCAGAGGAGCCGUCAGUGCUUGGCAAGCUGUAUGGGGAACCUCUGUCAAGAGAAGAUUCUUCAUGUGAUGCUGAUGAAAUAAACCUUGAUACAAGUCACUAUCAAGACACUUCUGUGGCCAGACCUGACAGUAACACCAUGAACUAUUCAGGGCAAACACCUCAACUCAUAUCCUCUCUACAAAUGAGGAAACGUCUGCAGCCUGUCGUAAUAAUGAAGACCUUAGAGUUAGUAGAUGGAAUGAGUAACUCUUACCAUUGCGCAGAUUGCCAAUACACAACCCACAGUGUGGAUCAUCUAAUAGAACACCACCAUUGUUUCCAUUCCGUGCACAGUUUCCAGUUUUGCAAGACUUGUAACCUCUACCUGAUAAGUGAUGAACAAGCAGAAAAACAUGUGUGUUGUGUAACCAAAGUAAGCCCUCAGCUCUCUUCAGAUUCCAGCAAACCGAAGAUCAGAAAACGUCGCGGGGGCCACAGGUGCAUGAAGUGCAGACUCAUAUUUUCAAAAAUACUUCACUAUAUCAAGCAUAUGAGGACUCACACUGGCAAAACACCCUUUAAGUGUAAUGGGUGUGGGUUAUAUUUUGCACAGGCUGGUACCCUGCAAAGACACAUGCGUACACCUGGUAGAUGCAAGCAGCCAAAACUUCCAGUCACAGAUUCUGAUGCCAUUAUCAAAGAAACCGAAACACCACCACAAGAGGACGUGGCACAGGACCAAACAUAUCUAAAUCUGCCCGAAUGUUACAUAAAGCUAGAUGACAUCUCCAGAACCCAUCUGUGUCGUUUUUGUGGUAAAUGCUUCUUAACUGCAGCCAAGGCCAAAAAGCACUACUACAACAUACACAAGGGAAAGAGUUUGGCAGUUUCAGUGCAGCAGUGUCAGUCGACCACAAAACUCAGUAGUGAACACCCCAAAAAACUGGACAAUGAAACAACAGGGAAAUAUAAAUGUCCCCUUUGUCCACGCCUUUUCAAAUAUUCCUACAACAGGGCUCGACAUUUACGUGACUGUGUCAGAAAUUCAGUGUGUGGUGGCAAGGAAAAAGUUUCCGGUAAAUAUCGAUGUCCCUUGUGCCACGUGACCUUCACUUUAUCAUCUAACCGAUAUAGACAUAUUAAGACAUUUUGCCUUAGAGAAUGUCUGAAUCGGCUCGCAAAGGAGAGGGCAAAAUCAAAGGAACAGGCUGAACAGAAAAAGGCUAAGGAAACUGAGCCGAAAUUGCAGUCGAAGAAGAAUGAACAGAAAAAACAGCCCAAGGAAAUGGAACAGAAAAAACAAGCACCCCCAGCUUUGACAGCCCCCCGUAUUGUACCACGCUACAGAUGCAAUCUUUGUCCAGCAGUUUUUUGUCAUGCAUCUGGAAAAUACAGACAUAUGAAGAAGCAUGAGCUGUUUAAACUCACUGGCAAAAUGUUCAAGUACAGGAAUUCAGUCUUCUCUACCUUGUCUAAACCCACAACUUUAAGUAGUACAAAGACUGAAGAGAAUAAAGAUACCCCAGAAUCAACUGAAGCAAAUGCCAGUCCUGCCCUGAGCUGCCGUUUUUGUGACAGUCGUUUCGCCACACCACAGUCACUGAUGAAACAUGUGCGCAGUCACCGAGGUGAAAGACCAUACCGCUGUGUGGAAUGUGGAAAAGGUUUCAAGAAACGUGCCUAUCUAAUUGGUCAUAAAAGCAUUCACCAGAGGCGGAUACAGUGUACUGUCUGCAGAAAGAUUCUUCCAACUAUUGGAGAACUGAUUCAGCACAGAAGUUCACAUCUGAAAAGGGGAAUGCUUCAGUGCCCAGACUGUCAUCUUCAGUUCCAGUAUCCUGCACAUCUCCUGAGGCAUCUACCCACCCACAAACCCAAAGAAAACAAGGCAAGUAAGCCUGAAGAGAGACCACCAUUAAAACCACAGCAGUCCUUGGAAUCCGUGAAAGAGCAGACUGAACCAAAUCAGCUACAGUGUUCUUUAUGCAAAGAGGUAUUUAAUGAUGCCCACUUGCUAAGAAAACAUUGUCUUGCGCAUAUAACUGGGUCUUCGACAAACCAAUGUCCAUUUUGCAAACGUGAUUUUAAUAAUCGCCGCUAUUUGCUGCGCCACAUGCUCAUACACACUGGAGACAAACCCUUCUCCUGCACAAACUGUGGAAAACAGUUUUAUCGUGACUUGUACCUUAAACUUCACAGUGAGAAGUGUGUGCCUGCUCAAACCAUUCAACAACAACUGGUCACAACUGAGUCCAACACUAAGCCAAAGGGGCCACAUCGGUGUACCUACUGUCCAAGGAGGUUUUUUAAGAGAAUGCGCCUCAAAAAUCAUCUCAAUGGCCACAAGGCAAACACUCUGCUUCUAUGCUCAAAAUGUGGGCAGUACUUUGGAUUUCAGAAAUUUAAACAACAUCAGAGUAACUGCGGGGAGACUACACAACUCAACACUGGCUUAUCGUCUCCAAACGGUGAUGACUGUAAAAGCACUUCACAGACAAGCCAUGUCUCUGUAAUGCCGUUAAAGUCCAAUGCAUCCAAGAUACUACCUUUGAAAUGCUCUCACUGUACACAGAGGUUCAGGUACAGAUCAUUACUCUUGAGACAUCUGGUUUCACAUACUGGUGUGCAACCCUAUGCAUGUAUGCACUGUGGACACCGUUAUGGAAGUCAGACAAUGUGUUUGCAGCAUGAAGCUUUCUGUGAUGGUGUUUACAAAGAGGGGCAGUCAAAGGUCAAAGGUGAUACUGCACCUCAGUUGACAAAGACACCUACUCUCAGAGAGGCAGCACAAAAGCCCCAAGCAGAAGGUGCAGCUGAGUAUAAAUGCAAGUUCUGCACGAAGACUUUCAUGAAAUCACGAAGCCUGAGACGUCACAUUUUGACACAUAACGAAGUAAAGCCUUAUCGCUGUAAAGCAUGUGACAGCUGCUUUUCAAGGUAUGAUCAUCUGAAAGUGCAUCAGGCUCGCUGUAAAGGCAAAAAAACACGACUGGAAAUCCGUAUUCCCAAAAUCAGUUUAGAGGAUGUUGGCAGGGGUUGGCAAAAUAAGUUUGGCAUUGAGCCUGCUGAAAAGCAGGAGACGUUUGAGUGUGAAGUCUGUUCAAGGAGCUUUCCAUCUCAGUCUAAACUUUCCCGCCACGUCACCUUGUUCCAUCUACCAAAAUUAUUCAAGUGCACAGGCUGUGGCUCGUCAUUCUCUCACGAAAAAACUCUAAAAAAACACAGGAAGAUGAGAAAGUGCAGAAGGAGCUCCAAUAAAACAAAGGCUGUCUUACCACAGGAUACUAAUCCACCUACAGAAAAUGCAGCAAACUCACUUAGAGGGAUGAGAAAAAGAAUUCUACAGCGUAUCCAACCCUACUUCAACAAAAAGCACAAGUAUGCAUGUAGUUAUUGCCCCCGUGCUUUUGGAAACAGCUGGCAAUUGAGCGUGCACAACCGCCUACACACAGGAGAGCGGCCAUAUGCUUGUGAUUAUUGUGAACAGAGAUUUAUAAGGAAGGAUUAUAUGCAGCGUCAUGCCGCAAAGUGCACCAAAAAAACAAGCAUUUUAACAGAAAAGGUGACAAAACCUACUGUUCCUGAAAGCCAGCAGUCAGCCUCUAAAAGCCCACCAAAAGGCUUUUCUUGUGCAUACUGUAGCUCCCGUUUCUUGCUAUUUUCACAGCUUCAAGAGCAUUUUCUAAAUGCACACCAGCUGGAAACAAAGGCUCCACCACUGUCCUCUGCUCCCCUACAACAACAUCUGUCAAAUAUACCAAAAAUCAAAGAAGAAGUUUUGGAUGAGAGUUGUGACAAAAAGCCUAGUGAUGUAGGUACUAAUUUAACCUGUAAACUCGAUACAGCUCUUGAUAGCGAGGUCGCCAAAACAUUUUCCUGCCCAGAGUGCAAUAUGACCUUUACAAAUAAAGCUGGACUAACUGGUCAUCUGCGUGUACAUGCAGCAGGGUUUCCUUUUAACUGUAAAACAUGCAAGAAGGGCUUCUGGAAUAAAAGUCUUCUCCGUAAUCACAACAGGAAAUGUAGAUUUGGCCACAUUUCCGGAAGAAGUUCAACCCAAGAGUUGGAAGUCCCUUUAAAAGCAGAGAUUGAUCUGGUGCUGAAUGACUCUGUUCUGGUGUUCAAAGAAGCCUCCAAUUCAACUGGCACUGGGGUUUUGCAGACCAGCUUUUCCUGCAAAGAUGAGGUAAUGGAUGAAUCCCAACAAAAUUCAGAGGAAAAUGAGGGGCAAAGCAGCUCAAUUAAAGAGAAGAAAACUGUGCAGUACCAAUGUUCAGAGUGUGAUCAGAGCUUCACCGAUGGCCUAUUGCUUAUUAGUCACCUUGAAGCCCAUGGAAGAGAGGAACAAGCAAAAAAGCGCAAUGCGUGUAUUAAGUGUGGGAAUGUGUUUUCCAGUCCAGGAAAUCUUGAAAAACACAUGAGGAUGCAUGGAAUUAAUAAAAAAUACUCUUGCCCUGACUGCUCCAAGGUACUGCCCACCAUGUCUGAACUUGAAAUCCACAGAACAUGUCAUGACCCAAAUAGGCCUUUUAUUUGCAAACUGUGUAAACACAGGUUUUGGACAAGACCAUCUCUAUGUAAUCACUACAGCGAAGAGCAUCCAGAUGAUGUUUUUAGGUGUCAGUUCUGUAACAAGGCCUACGCGAGCAAAAAAUCUGUGUCAAGACAUUAUAAAAAAUGGCAUCAAAAAGAGCAGAGGGACCUUUUGAAGACUGUACAGGAUAAGAGCAGCGCUGAACAACGAUCCAGCAGUCAAGUCAGUACAGCUGGUGAAAGCGAUGGGGAUGAAAAUAACGGCAGUGAGGACAGCGACUCAGACUCUGCACCAUACUUCCCAUGCCACGUGUGUGGUAAGACAUUCCCAACAUCAGAAAGUCUUGAGGAUCAUCAGAGGUGUCACCUGGGUGAAAAACCACAUGAAUGUGCAGAAUGUGGAAAAUGUUUUUUCCAGGCAUCCCAGUUGCAGCAGCACCAACGAAUGCACAAGUCUGAAUUUCAGUGUCAGGCAUGCGGAAGGGGUUUUGUCUCACUCUUUGCUCUGCGCAAACACAAGCAUACCCAUGGAAAGAGCCGUCCAUACCGUUGUUCCAAGUGUGACUUCAGUUUUACAGGACCCACACAGUUGGCAGAACACAUGUCUACCCACCGCGAAGAGAACUUCCCAUGUGAUAUUUGCAAUCUUGUGUUUCUCUCCAAGACCAGUAGAGCUGAGCAUCGGAAAAGCCACUCUAAGUCAGGUGACUUCCCUGCACCAAUUUUAAAGGAAGAACGUGAGAAGUCUGCUUCACCUUCUGAGAGCUCAUCAGUGUCCCCCAGAGAACUGAAAUAUCGCUGCGGUGUCUGUGGAGAGCGAUUUAAAGACCCAGAGGAGCUCUCAGAGCAUGGUUGCAAUGCAGUCAAAGAGCGAGCAUACUCCUGUUCAGACUGCGAUAAACAUUUUCUGCAUGCAUCUCACCUGAAAAAGCACAGGACCACCCAUCAUCUAUCGUGGUCUAAUAGUGAAUAUCCAUGCUCUCAUUGCAACAGUAGCUUUUCCUCCUCUGAGCGCUUCCUCAGCCAUCUGAAGAGCCAUGUGGAUACUGCAGCAGAAACCAAACGUAACACUGAGGGUAAAGAUGGAGGUGUGUCACACAGUUUCAUGUGUCCAGUUUGCCACCAGUGUUUUGCCAGUGCCACUGAACUGAUUGGUCAUUUUCCCACACAUCCUGGUGGUACCUUUGAAUGCAAAAUUUGUAAAAAGACAUUUCCCUCUGGAAGUAAGCUUGAAGAACAUGAGCGCAGUCAUGUGACAUCAGCUGCUGAAUUUGAAUGCAUAGUGUGUGAGUGUGGCCAGAGCUUUUUAGGAAGAGAUGCUUUCCAUCGGCACCACUGUUCCCAUCAAAAGCAAGCAACAACGGAGGCUGAGUACUCACAUCCAUCAGCUAAAACAUCCCCUCCAACUUAUCAAGCAGGAGAGGAGGAGGAGAUUGAUGUUACCGGAGAGGACUUGUACUAUUGCCCUGUUUGCUCAAUGCAGUUCAGCUCAAAAAGUGGUCUUCUGGAGCAUCAAAAUAAAGAGCACCGAAAUGAGAAGCCAUUUAAAUGCAAGCUUUGUGGAAAAGUGUUUGCCAGGAGGCGCUACCUCAGAGAGCAUGAGCGAAGGCAUCGUCAAAAAAAUACGACUCAGCCGGCUGAAAACAAGUUCAAAUGUACCCAGUGCAACGCCGAACUGAACACGGCAAAUGAUUUGUCUUUGCAUAUGAGAUUGCAUGCUGAAAAUGAAGUCGGAGAGUUCCGCUGUGAUAUGUGCUACAAGUCAUUCAACCAGUGGUCCCGUCUUAAGCAGCACCAAGAAAGUCAUGUCGGCCAAAUUGUAUAUGAAUGCACAGAAUGUGACAAAGCCUUCGCCUUUCCUCACCUACUGGAGGAACAUCAACAGACUCAUGCUGAGUCGUCUCAGUAAUGGUUGUUGCAUCCCAUCUACCUUAUCUCCCUUUUGAAUAACUAGCUAAUGUAACUUGAAGUUCCUUUCAUGCCUUACAUCUGACUGUGUACCUCCCGUUAUCACAAUUUAGAUCCUAUUUCUAUUUUUGGCCCUUGUUACAUAUUAACAAAGCUCUUGGCUAAUGUCAGAAUGACAGGGCAUCUCCUCCUGUGUUUCUAUUACAUUGUAUAUAUUUUUAGUUCUAAUAUUGGAAUUUGUAUACAGUUAAUUAGCCAGAUAGUUUCUUGACAGUGUUUGUAAAUCUCUGACAAAAUUGUGUAAAGCUGUUAACAUUAAAUGUGAUGAAAACAGACAAUGCAUGAUGGGAUGAGAUGUUUAUGAAAAGUCUUGGAUAAAGGCUGAAAUUUUUUAUCAAACAUUAUGAUGUUUAGAUGUUUGACAUCAAUUUUCAAACAGUGGUAAGUCAGUUUUGCUGAUAUGAAAAAUAGACUUCAAACUGGUCAUUAUAAUCUUGGUAUUUUCUAUGACCUCAUGUACAAUAGAUAAUUUUGUAAUUUUCAGUUUAGCAUUUCUCUGUAUUUAUCAUGGGUUGCAUUUUUCAAGGUAAUAGUUUGCCAUUUUUCUUGUAUAUACUUUUUGAAAUAUGUUCUAAUUGAAUAUUCUUUUCACAACCCAAGGAUGUUACUUUCUUAAGAAAUUUAAGUUGAUGCAUUCAAUUAAGGAGUAAAGUCAACUUGAAAAUC